Phanerochaete carnosa HHB-10118-sp is the source of this 1783-nucleotide messenger RNA. RefSeq lists its product as uncharacterized. Gene Ontology annotation, biological process: pentose-phosphate shunt; pentose-phosphate shunt, oxidative branch. Lineage: Eukaryota; Fungi; Basidiomycota; Agaricomycetes; Polyporales; Phanerochaetaceae. The transcript has 3 exons. Gene Ontology annotation, molecular function: NADP binding; phosphogluconate dehydrogenase (decarboxylating) activity. The record is from RefSeq and is a predicted model, not a curated record. The coding region runs from base 1 to 1605 and encodes 534 amino acids. Gene Ontology annotation, cellular component: cytosol.
AUGAGCACAACCAAGUACACGAAGAUCGGAAUUGUUGGGGCUGGUAGCAUGGGGUCGAUGAUGUGCCAGCUGUUCGCAGAGGCUGGCCCCGAGGUGUCUGUGUUCGACGUGAAGUGCGGCAAUGUCGACACCACAGUCGGCAUGGCGGAGAAGAAUCCAAAAACAAAGGGCAAAGUUAAGGGCUACAAGGACUACGAACAGUUCGUCAUGUCUCUUCCGUCCCCAGGACACCGUCUCCUCGUCUUCAGUAUCACUCACGGCGAUCCCACCGACCAAGUCCUUGAGGCUUUGCGGCCGCACCUUGCCAAGGGCGACAUCAUCCUCGACGGCGGCAACGAGUGGUAUGAAAACACGGAGCGACGCCAGGCCCAGCUUAAACGCGAGCAAAAUGUUGAUCACAUCGGCAUGGGGGUCAGCGGCGGGUACCAAAGCGCGAGGCACGGACCUUCGAUCUCGCCAGGAGGGGACUCCGCCGCACUGAAACGCGUUAUGCCGCUGCUGGAGAAGGUCUCUGCCAAGGACUCGCAAGGCAAUCCGUGUGUCGCCCCCAUAGGGCCUGGCGGCUCCGGGCACUACGUCAAGAUGAUCCACAACGGCAUCGAGCAGGGCAUGAUGGGUGCAGUUGCGGAGGCUUGGGGCUUGCUACGCUUUAACUUGGGAUGCGAGCUCGAUGAGAUUAGCGAAAUUUUCGAGCAAUGGAGCAAUACGCCGGAACUGAAAAGGACGUUCUUGAUCGACAUUGGGGUCGAUAUCUGCCAGAAGCGUGACCCGUCGCUUGGCAAGACUGGCGCAUCUGACAAUGAAGAACAUGUUUUGUCUACCGUCGCAGACAAGGUCGUCCAAGACGCCGAUGGCACCGAAGGUACAGGCACCUGGACUGUCGCCGAAGCAGCUCGUAUCCAUAUUUCUUCCCCGACGAUCGCCGCCUCCCACUUUUUCCGUCUGGCUUCUGCCGACCGCACCGCACGCCUUAAGAUCGGUGAGAGCCUCAAUCUACCCCCUCCGCCCAUCACUCCUCGCACCACUCUGGGCAAGGACGAGAAAUCUCAGUUUGUUGAGGAUAUUCGCAAGGCCGUCUAUGCCGCUUGUCUCGCCUCUUUCACGCAGGGCUUCCAGCUCAUCGCCCGGCAGAGUCAGAAGGAAGAAUGGGGCGUCUCACUCAGCACAUGCCUCAAGAUCUGGCGCGCCGGCUGCAUCAUCUCCUCCGACGGACUGCUGGACGUCUUUCAGCCCGUCGUCGCGGACUUCGACAGCAAGCCCGGCAAUGUCAACGGGUCGGCCGUCGGCAACGAAAUGGCCAAGCCCAAGGAUGCGUCAGCGACGAUCCCUGCACAUCCGCACUUGACCUCCGAGCUCGCGGCGGCCAUGCCAAGCCUCCGCCGCGUGAUGCUUUGGGCGCUCGAGCGCGACGCGCACGUCCCGACCCUUGCGGCGUCGCUCGAGUGGAUUAAGUAUGUGGGCGCGCCGGUGCUCCCGACGAUGUUCAUGGAGGCCGAGCUCGACUGGUUCGGCGCGCACAAGUUCGACAGGUGGGAUUCUGACGCAGGGCGGUUCGGUGGACAGGUGAAGAAGGGUUCGGAGCACUUUGAGUGGAGCCCCGCGUAAGGGCAGGACAAUAUUGAGCUUUCUUGACUCUGUGAGCAUUAUGAGAGGCCAUUACCUUUGAUCAAGGCUUUGCAGUACAAGUUUCUUUUGAGCAAGCGUGAUUGUAGAUAACUAUGAGUUACGGAUGUCCUGUAGCAAGAUUCAACACGUCUAGGAAAUAUCACAUAUAGAUUAUUGG